This is a messenger RNA of Aspergillus ochraceoroseus IBT 24754, 2588 nucleotides long. RefSeq lists its product as uncharacterized. Gene Ontology annotation, cellular component: mitochondrion. NCBI's taxonomy places the organism in Eukaryota, Fungi, Ascomycota, Eurotiomycetes, Eurotiales, Aspergillaceae. Bases 54 to 2267 code for a protein of 737 amino acids. Gene Ontology annotation, molecular function: electron transfer activity; flavin adenine dinucleotide binding. The record is from RefSeq and is a predicted model, not a curated record. The transcript is spliced from 5 exons.
AGAAAUUCGAGACGGUUGAGAUCAGACACCAUAUCAUAUUGAAUAUCGUCAAUAUGGGGUCCUCUACUGCGGUCACUACUAAGGUGGCCUCUGGCACACCCUACCAACUUGACCAGAGCCAGGUCUCCAAGGCCUCUUCAGCCCUCCUGCGACACAUCAAAUCAAGACAGGACGAAAAGGAAAAAACGGCAACCAAGAAGACCCUCAUUGGAGACAACGAUGACGACUCCGACGCUGAAGACAGCCCCUCGCACAACGAAGCAGUGUGGCUUGUGCUUACGACGAAGAAGCACGUCGUCGACAAGAACCGCCUGAAGCCCGGCAAAAUCAGCAUCCCGCAUUCUCUGAAUGCCUCGCCAUCUCUGAGCAUUUGUCUGAUCACAGCGGACCCGCAGCGCGCGGUGAAAAACAUCGUUACGGAUCCUUCCUUCCCACAGCACCUGUCCUCGCGCAUUGACAAGGUCAUCGGUUACUCCAAAUUGAAAGAUCGGUACAAGAGCUUCGAGAGCCGACGACAGCUUCUCUCAGAGCAUGAUGUCUUCCUGGCUGAUGACCGGAUCAUCAUGCGUCUGGUGACUACACUGGGCAAGAUCUUCUACAAGUCUAGCAAGCGGCCUAUUCCCGUGCGCAUUGCAGAGAUUGAAAAGGUGGAUGGGAAGAAGGUGAAGAAGGACCCCCAGCAGAAGAAGUCCAAGGAUGAAGAUAGCACGUUUGCGACCCCCGCGAUUGUGGCGAAGGAGAUCGAGAAGGCCCUGAGCUGUGCGCCCGUGCACUUGGCCCCGGCUACUACUGCGGCUAUUCGCGUUGGUUCGUCCAAGUUCACGGCGGAGCAGUUGGCGGAGAAUGUCGAGGCCGUGGUGAAGGGCUUGACCGACAAGUAUAUCGCAAAGGGGUGGCGGAAUAUCAAGGCCCUUCACGUCAAGGGUGCAAACACUACUUCCUUGCCCAUCUGGCUGGCGAGUGAGCUGUGGGUGGAGGAGACUGAUGUGGUGGAGGCCCUGGAAGAUGGCAAAGCGGACGGAAAGAACGACAAGAAGCGUAAACAGAUUGAGGGUGGCGAUGAGAAGCUCCUGGAGGGAGGCAACAAGAAGUCCCGGAAGCAAAAACCCGCAGAGGAGGAUGACGACGCGCAGACCCUGGCCGCUCGUAAGGAGAAGCUCCAGAAGCAAAAGGCAAAGGCAUUGGACGACGGAGAAGCCAUAGCCAUGAAAUUCAAGAUUUUAUCCACAAUGAUCCCAAUUGCUAGAACCUCGGUGCUUCGCGCGGCCCGCGCACAGAUCAACCCAUCCCGGGCCUCUGCGCUCGCCCGUCUCCUCUCCACCCUGGCUGUUCUCGAACAACGGGAUGGGAAACUGCAGAGCUCAUCUGUCUCCGCUAUUGCGGCCGCCUUGAAACUGGGAGGCCCCGUCACAGCUUUUGUGGCUGGUACCGGGGUGAAGGCGACCUCAGCGACCGAGGCAGCCCAGUUCCAAGGUGUGGAGAAGGUUGUCGCCGUUGAGAAUGAUGCAUAUGAAAAGGGCCUCGCCGAGAACUACGCCCCUCUUCUCGUUGAGAACAUCCAGAAAGGCGACUACACCCACGUUGUGGCGGGCCACUCAGCCUUCGGAAAGAGUCUCCUCCCCCGCGUCGCUGCUCUCCUUGACGUGCAACAAGUCUCCGACAUCACCGGUAUCGAAAGCGAAGACACAUUUGUCCGCCCCAUCUACGCCGGCAACGCGAUCCUCACCGUUCAAUCCACCGAUCCCAUCAAGGUCCUCACCGUCCGCGGCACGGCUUUCCAAGAAGCCUCUGCUACCGGUGGCUCGGCUACGAUAACCGACGGCGCUGACCCCAACGCCCCUGCCCAGACCGAAUGGGUUUCCGAAGAGCUCGCCAAAUCCGAGCGCCCUGACCUGGGAACCGCCUCGCGCGUCGUCGCCGGUGGCCGCGGCCUGAAAUCAAAGGAAGAGUUCGACCGCAUCAUGGUCCCGCUCGCUGACUCUCUGGGUGCGGCGAUUGGAGCGUCGCGCGCAGCUGUCGACAGCGGCUUCGCUGAUAACAGUUUGCAGGUUGGACAGACGGGCAAGAACGUCGCGCCGCAGCUUUACCUGUGUGCGGGUAUUUCGGGAGCGAUCCAGCAUCUUGCUGGUAUGAAGGAUAGCAAGGUGAUUGCGGCGAUUAACAAGGAUGCCGAUGCGCCGAUUUUCCAGGUGGCCGAUGUGGGACUCGUAGGGGAUUUGUUUGAGAAGGUUCCUGAGUUGACGGAGAAGUUGAAGAGCCAGGCGUAGAUAAUUCUUUUUUUUUUUUCUUUUUUCUUUCUAUUUCUCCCUGAUGCUAAUGCUAUCUAUCUAUGGUUUUCUUUUGCAUGCGUAUAUAUAGUCAUGUCUUUUUUUUUGGUGUCAUACCCUGAAUAAGUGCUAGAAAAUAAAAGCCCUGGUUUACCACCUUUUCACCCUUCUUAUAGAGAAGCUCUCUCUCUCUCUCUCUCUCUCUCUCUAUGUGUGUAUAAAAUAUUAGGUAGGCAUGCACUCAAAUCAUACAAUCAUGACACAUCAUUCCUACAACCGAGAACAAAUUAAUAUACUCGAAACUAACCCUACAACCCAGCC